This is a messenger RNA of Phycomyces blakesleeanus NRRL 1555(-), 306 nucleotides long. RefSeq lists its product as hypothetical. The record is from RefSeq and is a predicted model, not a curated record. NCBI's taxonomy places the organism in Eukaryota, Fungi, Mucoromycota, Mucoromycetes, Mucorales, Phycomycetaceae. Bases 1 to 306 code for a protein of 101 amino acids. The transcript has 4 exons.
AUGGAGGGUGUCACACAGGCAUUGGGAGCAGCAGUCUCUUACUAUUCUAUUCUGUUUGGAUCGAAUGGAAUAUCUGGUCUCUAUAUCAAUGCACCUAUGCAUCGUAUCACAGUACCUCUGGGUUGCUCUAUCUGUCAAUACUUCUUCAUUCCGUUGUUUUUAUAUCCUCUAGCUGAAAUUGUUUCCUGGAAAUUGUUUUUUUUUGCGGUUGUCUAUGGCUCACAAAUCGCAGUCUGUGAUGGUACUUUGAACAAUAAGCCUCUUUAUCCUGAAACACUAAACGCAAAAAUGUACCUACUUGUUUAA